AUGAACGUAGAAGGAGGAAGUCCAAAGCUCUUCAAGAACAAACCCAAGAAAGCGCAACUAAAAGCAAAGGAUUUAUCUUCACCACCACCACCACCACAACCAACAACAGGGACAUCAUCAUCAGCUGAAGCUGCUGCAGCGGCAUCAUACAAAAUGGGGUCGACUGCACCACCACCACCACCUCCACCUCCUCAGCCUCCAAAGGAGUCCUUUGCUAGGCGUUACAAGUUCCUUUGGCCCCUACUCUUGACUGUCAAUCUCGCUGUUGGAGUUACAGAACUUGUCAUCAACUACGAAGCAGUAGGAGGCAGUGCAUUAGCUUCUCUCAUGGGAAUUCCUUUCGAUGCAAACUUCAUGGAUGCCUUGGGAGUAUCAUUAGAUGCAAUGCUACAUCAAGCAGUGGAGACUUACUUAUUCAUGAGAACGAAGAAAAAGGAUACAGACAUAGAGGAAGAGGUUUCAAGCAACGUUCCCUCCACUUCAGUUUCAUCCUCUCCUAGUACAACUGCUCCAGUUUCUGAGGAACCCAUACCAUUACCUACUGUUUCUCAAGUUGUGAAGCUGCGUGAACCUAUUCCAGAGAAUCAGCAGCGUGAACUAUUCAAGUGGAUUUUGGAAGAAAAAAGGAAAGUCAAACCAAAAGAUUCAGAAGAGAAAAAGCGCAUUGAUGAAGAGAAAGCUAUUCUCAAACAAUUCAUUCGAGCAAAAUCCAUCCCGAGCAUCUACAUGCUGAAUGCCGAUGCAUUAACAGUUCUAAUUGUUCCCCUUCUAGAUGAAUUUUCUGCAGAUUUGAUCAUCGUUUCUCGUCUUGACAUGGUGGUGGUGUUCGGGACACCAGCUGCGCCUGCAAAGAAGGGACGCCCCAAGCCACUGUGCCCACGAGACCAUUAUGGACUUAGCACUCUUGGAUGGCCCUUUAUCGGUGAAACCAUCGACUUCGUUUCCUGUGCUUACUCAGACCGCCCUGAAAGCUUCAUGGACAAACGUCGUCGCAUGUAUGGGAAGGUGUUUAAGUCACAUAUAUUUGGAAGUCGGACUAUAGUAUCAACAGAUGCAGAAGUGAGCAAAUUUAUACUACAAAGUGAUGCAAAGGUGUUCGUUCCUUCUUACCCGAAAUCUCUCACUGAGUUGAUGGGGAAAUCUUCCAUCUUGCUCAUCAAUGGGAGCUUACAAAGGAGAAUUCAUGGUCUCAUAGGUGCCUUCUUCAAGUCCCCUCAUCUCAAAGCUCAAAUCACUCGAGACAUGCAAAGUUAUGUUCAAGAAUCAAUGGAGAAAUGGAGAGAAGACCAGCCCAUUUACAUACAAGAUGAAUCCAAGAAUAUAGCCUUUCAGGUAUUAGUCAAGGCAUUGAUUAGUUUGGAUCCUGGUGAAGACAUGGAGUUGCUAAAGAAACAGUUCCAAGAAUUCAUCGCUGGUCUCAUGUCGUUACCUUUAAACAUACCUGGAAGUCAACUUUAUCGAUCAUUACAGGCAAAGAAGAAAAUGGUGAAGUUAGUGCAAAAAAUUAUCCAAUCUAAAAGAGAUGGCAUAAGUGGGAUUAUUUCAAUGGCGCCAAAAGAUGUAGCAGAAGUGUUGCUUAAUGAUGCAAGUGAACAAUUAACAGAUGAUUUAAUAGCUGAUAAUAUGAUCGAUAUGAUGAUACCGGGUGAGGAUUCAGUACCAGUCCUCAUGACUCUUGCUGUAAAAUACCUUUCAGAUUGCCCUGCUGCUCUACAACAACUGACGGAGGAGAACAUGAAAUUGAAAUGUCUCAAAGCUCAGCAUGGCGAGCCAAUGUGUUGGAGUGAUUAUUUAUCUCUACCCUUUACACAAACAGUGAUUACAGAAACCCUAAGAAUGGGAAACAUUAUAAUUGGGGUGAUGAGAAAGGCAAUGAAAGACAUAGAAAUUAAAGGGUAUUUGAUACCCAAAGGAUGGUGUGCUUUUGCAUACUUUAGGUCGGUUCAUCUUGAUGAAAACAACUAUGAGUGGCCUUACCAAUUCAAUCCAUGGAGGUGGCAAGAAAAGGAUAUGAGCAAUAGUAGCUUCACUCCAUUUGGAGGAGGACAAAGAUUAUGUCCUGGACUUGACUUGGCCAGGCUGGAAGCUUCAAUUUUCUUGCAUCACUUUGUCACCCAAUUUAGGUGGGUGGCCGAGGAAGAUACUAUUGUAAAUUUCCCUACCGUAAGAAUGAAGAGAAGAAUGCCGAUUUGGGUCAAAAGGAGAGAAGAAAAUUAA
Dovyalis caffra is the source of this 2217-nucleotide messenger RNA. NCBI's taxonomy places the organism in Eukaryota, Viridiplantae, Streptophyta, Magnoliopsida, Malpighiales, Salicaceae. The record is from the annotation of a GenBank genome assembly.